UUUAGAAUUGCAACAAAUAUUAGUGUAAUCUGGCUGUCUUUCUAACUAUGCAAUCGAUUAAAAUACACCACUAUUGCCGAGUCAAACAUAAACAGCUUCGGUCCAUUGCUAGGUUUACGUUAUGCGACAACUUGAAGUGUAUGCGAAAGGACAGAAUAACAAAACGUAGCUAGCUAGCUACUCACCAACAUUUCUUAGCUGUCAAUAGGAUUGACAGAGGUGGUAGUGAAUGCAGUAGAGUCCCAGUCUAGGUAUGGAGCAGUGUGCGUGUGUGGAGCGGGAGCUGGAGAAGGUGCUCCACAGGUUCGUCAUGUACGGACACCAGUCAGAGGAACGGCUGGACGAACUACUACGCAGCGUCUGUGAGCUACGGGGACAGCUGGUUACAUUCGGGGUACGAGAUGCCGAUCUGACGGUGCUGUCUCAGACCAUGGCCCAGUGUUGUAAGAACAUUAAAGAAACCGUACAGCUGCUGGCCUCCAGACACAAGGACAUCCACGGCAGUGUCUCCAAAGUGGGCAAAGCUAUCGACAGGAACUUUGAUGCAGAGGUGAGUGCAGUGGUGGCAGAGACAGUGUGGGACUCACCUGAGAGACAGAAGUACCUGAGUGAGACCAUUGUGGAACACCUGUACAGACAAGGCAUGCUGAGUGUGGCAGAGGACCUAUGUCAGGAGUCUGGAGUAGUGAUUGACAUGAGCAUGAAGCAGCCAUUUUUGGAACUCAACAGGAUCCUGGAGGCCUUGAGGAUGCAGGACCUCAGACCAGCACUAGAGUAUGUACUGUACCUCCUCUCUGUUAUAUACUGACCUCAGACCAGCACU
Molecule: messenger RNA, 823 nt
Organism: Salvelinus sp. IW2-2015
Lineage: Eukaryota; Metazoa; Chordata; Actinopteri; Salmoniformes; Salmonidae
Source: RefSeq, a predicted model, not a curated record